Molecule: messenger RNA, 28594 nt
Organism: Melitaea cinxia (Glanville fritillary)
Lineage: Eukaryota; Metazoa; Arthropoda; Insecta; Lepidoptera; Nymphalidae
Gene: bent
Product: twitchin
Exons: 139
Biological process (GO): protein phosphorylation
Molecular function (GO): ATP binding; protein kinase activity; protein binding
Source: RefSeq, a predicted model, not a curated record
UAGUUUAGUUACGAUUUCGAAAACGACCCGACGCGUCCCGCCGCCGGCGACAACCCUAUUUCUCAAAUUUUUCUUCGCUUUAACUUUGUCAUUUUCUCGAACAUCGUCGUUUGAUUAUUUGACUAAUUGUGUUUGUGUUUUUGAUUGUGCAUUGACUAUUUGUGUUUCUUGGAUUAUUUGAUCAGUCAUCAAACGGAUUUUCGACCGUUUCAAGAAGCGAAACACGAAUUCUACCAGUAAUGACAAACACCUAGCAAUAUGGGGGUGACUGACGACUUUGCCCCGAGCUUCACGCAGAAGCCUCAGCUUCGUCAGGAGGAUGAUGGCAACAAGCUGGUCUUCGAGUGCCAGCUCCUUGCGUCGCCCAAGCCUGAGAUCAGCUGGUAUCGCAGUGAUGAACUGCUCAAGGAGGAUAACAGAACACAGUUCAAGAUCCAAACCAUCGCAAACAACAAGUUUCUGGUGGUGCUGGAACUGGACGACGUGAUCGAGACAGAUGCGGGGCUCUACAAGGUUAAGGCUAAAAAUAAGAUGGGCGAGGUGGCCGCCUCCAUCAACCUUAACUUUAGCCCCGCUGACGAAGAAAAACAAAAACAAGUAGACGGUAAAGCGCCAACGUUCGCGCGCAAGCCGGCCAUCCGUCAGGAGGACGAUGGCAAGCGACUGAUAUUCGAGUGCCGUAUUGAGGCCGAACCGGUGCCCACAGUAGCCUGGUUCCACAACACAGGCGAGGUCACACCAGGACCCAGACACAAGUUAUCAGUAAGCAAAGACGGCAAGUCUUAUCAUGCGUCUUUAGAAAUCAACAAUGUGACAGUUGAAGACGCUGGAAAAUACCGGGUAACGGCUAAAAACGAACUCGGAGAGAGUAACGCGACGAUCAGCUUAAAUUUCGACAGCGACGAAGCGCCCGUGCCUGAAGAUUUUAUUAAACCGACAUUUACGGAGAGACCUGUCAUCAGGCAAUCGGAAGAUGGUACCAAAAUCACUUUCGAAUGUCGAUGUGUUGGCAAACCGAAACCAACCAUAGCAUGGUACCAUGGAAAGAAAUUAAUUAAAGAAAGUCACCGUUACAAAAUAACAUUAGAAGAGGACCAAACUUUAUAUCACAUGGCGCGGCUAGAAAUUAUAGGCGUAGAAAAUUCUGACAAAGGAGAAUACAGGGCUGUGGCUAAAAACAAACACGGUGAAGGCGUAGCUAAGAUAAAUUUAAAUUUCCAGGGUGGGGAUAAACCAAAAAUCCCCGAUGGCAAAGCACCUAGGUUCCCAAAAAAACCCACUAUUAGACAAGAAGGGGAUAUAUUAAUAAUGGAAUGUAUUCUUGAAGCGUAUCCGGUACCAGAUAUUACGUGGUAUCACGGAGACAAGGAAAUUAGGGACGGAAAUAAAAUGAAGAUGUCUAGAAAAGCUGUUGGAAAGGAUACGUUUAACCUCACCUUAGAAAUUUUAGGUCCCACAAAGGAAGAUGGUGGAAAUUAUAGAUGUAACGCUUUUAAUGUGUUUGGUGAGAGCAAUGCCAACAUUGCUCUAAACUUCCAAGGUGGGGAUGAUGAAAAUGGUUUUGCACCUUCGUUUGUGGAAAAACCACGAAUCAUUCCCAAUGAAGAUGGCACACUCAUUACAAUGCGUUGUGUCUGCAAAGCCAAGCCGGCGGCUGAAGUUAAGUGGUACCGAGGCACGACCCUUAUUAAGGCUAGCAGUAAAAUUGAAAUUAAAUCGUCUGUAAUAAGCGAAGACGUUUACGAGUUAAUAUUGCUUUUAUCGAACCCGACAGCAGCGGAUGGUGGCGCUUACCGCUGCCAUGUCCAAAACGAAUUCGGUGAAAGCAAUGCUAAUCUUAACUUAAAUAUUGAAGCCGAACCUGAACCUGAAGGAGAAGGACCAACGUUUGUUGAGAAACCCACAAUUCAGUCUAAAGAGAACGGUAAACUUGUAGUAAUGGGAUGUAAAGUGAAAGCUAGCCCCAGACCAACAAUCGUAUGGUACCACGAGGGUAAGGAAAUUCGGGACUCGUCGAAAAUAAAAACCAGAGUCGAAGUAAAAGAAGAUGUUUACACUAUAGUUUUGGAACUAGUCGACCCUGGUAUUGAAGACUCCGGAUUGUAUAAAUGUAAUAUCAAAAAUGAACUUGGAGAGCUCAAUGCUAAUCUAACGCUCAAUAUAGAAAUCAUUCCAGUUAUUAAAGAAAAACCAAAGAUCAUUAAGAUAGUUAAAAAGAAGACUGUGAUCGUUGAAUGUAAAGUAUUAAGUAAAUUUGCACCUUCUUGCACGUGGUUUAAAGAAUCCAGUGCUGUCAAGGAAGAUUCUAGGCACACUGUUUUAAUUGAACCUGUUAGAGAAGGAGAAUUCGCAGUCAAAUUAGAGAUCUCUAAUGUGUCACAACAAGACAAGGGAUCAUACAAACUUGUUGCGAAGAAUGAGAAGGGUGAAGCAGUAUCACAACAAGUAGAAGUCACUGAUAUUCCUGAGGAAAAAGGAGACAAACCACAAAUCAUCAAACACCUCAGGAGUUUAGCUAAAAAAGAAAACGAAGAAGCUGAAUUUGUAGCAGUUCUUAAAACAUCAGAUCAAUCGUGUAGAUGUACAUGGUAUAAAAACUCGACCGUGAUUAGAGAGUCUUCAGAUAUUAAUACAUCAUUUGAUGGCACAAAUGCACGUUUGAUAAUAAGAAAAGUAUCAUCAAAAUAUGUAGCUAACUACAGAGUGGUUAUCAAAAAUGAAUUCGGUGAAGACGAAUCUAGUGCUGAUUUAACCAUUGUUGAAGAAAAGAAAAAGAAAAAAGAAGAAGAAGAAGAAGAGACUACAGUGAUAGAAGAAUCUGAAGAAGAAAUGUCCAUUGUUGAGGAGAAGUCUAUCAUUGAAGAAAAUCACAUCGAAGAGAAAAGGCAGCCAGAGAAAAGGAAACAACAAGAAGAAGAGGAGAGUAUUGUUGAGGAAAAGAAAACAACAGCUAAAAAGGUAUCAAAGAAAGAAGAAGUAAAAAUGGAAGCAAACAAGGAAGAAGUUAAAGUAGAAGCUAAGAAAACUGAAGCCAAAGUAGAAGCAAAGAAAGUCGAAACUAAAGUUCAGGAGCAAAAGAAAACCGAGGCUGAAAUAGAAGAGGCCAAAAAAAUUUUAGAGAAGAAAACAGCUAAGACAGAAGAAGAAAAAAAAGCACUUCUAGAGAAAAUUGAGAAAAAGAAAACGGAGAAGGCGCCUGAAGCUGAACCAAAAAUAGAAGGCAUUCCAAAACUAAAACCAGUGAAACCCAAAGAAGAACCUAAACCAGUUGAAGAAAAGAAAGAUACUAAAAAGUCUGAAGAAAAGAAGAAAGUUGUUAAGAAGAAGGUUGUUUCUAAAAAGAAGGAAGCAGACGAGGAAUUGGAGUUUGUCGAUGAUUACGAGCGUCCAGUUCUGGAGAAAUAUGAAAGAAUUACACCAACACCACUUGAAAAGAGACAAAGAGUUAGUGACACACCAAAGACUAAGCGUGCAUCGUUAGCUGAGAGUGUUGAAAGUCAACCUGAGGAAAGUGAGGAGGAACCUUCAGUAGCUACUCCGGUACCUGAUAAAAAAUCGAAGGUUGAAACUGAAGAAAAGGUUACAGAAGAAACCAAACGAACAAGUAUUAAAAAAGGUGUACCUAAACCUGAAGAACCCGUUGACGAAUUAACUCAAAUUAAAUUGUCUAAAACGCCACUAAAACCUGAGACUGAAAUACCUGAAGAACCACAAGUAGCACAGAGCAGAAAACCAGUCAAAAAGCCUGAUGAACAAAAAGAAUUCGUUGAUGAUUAUGAACGGCCAGAUCUAGAAAAGUACGAAAAAGUUACUCCUACACCAUCUGAUAGGACAAAGAAACAAAACGGAGUUCGUGAGGAAUCGCCUGAAUUCGUUGAUGAUUACGAAAAACCAGAACUUGAAAAAUAUGAAAAAAUUUCUCCUACACCUAAAGACAAACGGCGUCCUAGUGACACACAGGAUGAAACUGACAUGAUGAAAGGUAAAAUAAAACCAAAACCAAAAGAAGAUGAACCAGAAAUGCCUACACUACGCAAACGAUCUGUGGCUAAAGAUAAGGAAGAGGAGAAAAAACCGGAUGAGAAACCAAAACCAAAAUCUGUUAAAAAAGAUGAAACAAAACCUAAAAAACGACCUUCUAUCAAAGAAAAGGAGGUUGAAGAGGAGUUUAUCGACGAUUACGAGAGACCAGUUCUCGAAAAAUAUGAAAAAAUUAGCCCUACACCACUCGAGAAAAAGAAAAAGGUACACAUUGACAUAUUCAAUAUAGCUUUUAUACACCUUUCCUCUUACUCAACACACUUUUUACCCCAAACUAGCACUUUAAAAUAUAAAUAGUGUAAAAAGUCUAUACAGGUUCUUAGUAAUUAUUUUGUAUUUAAUUAGGAGGACAAAAAACCAGAAGAACAAACUUCUUCAGUAACGGCGCAAAGGCGACGUUCAGUUAAAGAUAAAGAUAAACCUGAGCCAAUGGAAGUCGAUGAAGUAGUUAAUGUUGAAAAGCCUAAAACUCCAGUUAAACCGGGGCAAAUGCCCGAAGACGUUUCACUCACUCACAAAACACCGGCUGAAAUUAAGCCAACGGAGGGUGAAGCUGAAGCUAAACUCAAAAUUAAGAAACCUGAAAUCGUCGAAGAUAAAACUAUUAAACGACCAACCCCUAAGGAUAAAGACGAAAAGACUCAGGUCGAGGAUACCGAGGAAUCUGUCAGUCUCACCAAACCGAGAACUAAGACUAGCACAACUGCCCCUGAAGAGGCAUCACUAACGCAAAAGAAACCUGCGCAGAAAAAACCCACGGAGGGUUCAGAGGCUGCAGAACUAAAAGUCAAAAAACCCGCCGUUGUAAAGAAACCCAAAAACGAGUAUGAAUUGGAUUUCAUCGACGAUUACGAGAGACCAGUUCUUGAGAAAUAUGAAAAAAUUUCACCAACACCACUUGUAAAGGAAAAGAAAGAAAAAGAAGUGACCAAGACUGACAGCAGAAGAACAUCAGUUCAAAGCGAGAUGCAAGUUGAGAAAGAACAGUUUCUUGCUGUACAGACUGAAAGCCGAAGAGAGUCCAUUCAAAAUGAGGUACAAGAAGUCAAAACAGAGAGCCGGCGUAGCUCUAUCAUUGAAAACAAAUCGUUUAAGUUCACUAAAGAGACUUCGGACAGCAGAAAAUCAUCGGUGGCAUCGAUUUCCGAACAAGAACAGGUUUCACAAUUUAAAAAAUCUGCACUCAAGACCAAGGUUGUAAAGGAACCAGAAGUAGUCAAUGAAUUAGAACAAAUUAAGCUUAAGAAAGUUGAGAUUAAAAAGGAAAACGUUCAGGAAGAAGCCAAAAAAGCAAAAGUCUCAACAGUCAAGAAGAAGGCAGAAGAUUUGCCUGAAAUUCCUGACUAUGAAAGACCUGAACUCGAAAAAUAUGAAAAGAUUUCACCGACACCGACCACAAGAGAAAAACCAGAAAAAGACAAGCCGGCCGAAAAGCCAAAGGUGCCUGAAAUUAAAGCCCCAGAAGAGAAGCCAGUUGCACCUAAAAUUGAGGUUGUACGUGAGAAGUCUCCUAAGCCGGAAGCUCCAAGGAAACCGUCACUAUCACCAGCUCCUCCCGCCAGAAGAGGCUCGCUCAUUCCUCCUCCAGAGGAAAUGGGUCGACGCCCUUCACUAAUCAUCAGCGAUGAGGAGAAUAGAAAAUUAAGACCAGGAGAGGUGAUAGAAGAGAAGAAGCGAAGGAAAUCUGGUGACACAAGGAGACCGUCAAUCCAAGAUUUAGAAGACUUAAUUAACAAGCCUUCAGUUCCACUCAAACCACUUGGUAAUGAGGGACCUCCACAAAUCGUCGAUGUACAAGAAAGCAAUUCGGCUGUUGAAGAUCAAACCGGAUACCUCACAGUUCAAGUUGAGGGUAACCCGGCACCCACCUUCAAAUUCUACAAAGGUGUCACUGAAAUCAUUGAGGGUGGUCGGUUCAAGUACGUCACAGAUGGCGAAACCGGUACUAUUACUCUGUGCAUGAGAAAAGUAAAACCCAACGAUGAAGGCAAAUACAAGGUGGUUGUUAGCAACAUUCACGGCGAGGACUCAGCUGAAAUGCAACUUUAUGUGUCCGAUGCCAGUGGUAUGGACUUCCGAGCUCUUCUCAAGAAGAGGAAAUACGCCAAAUGGGGUGAAAAGAAAGAAGACCCUGACUGGGGUGACUUGAAGGAAACUGAGAAACCAAUACCACCUCUAAAGAAAGUCGAAAAGACUGGAUAUUUCGAAGAUGAAGAUCAAAUUGUAGUAAUAUCGGAAGGUGUCGAGAUGCUUAGAUUCCCAGCUGACAGACGCAGAAACUCCUCGAAUUGGUCCUGGUUUAAGGGUAUAUAUCAGAUAAGGAGACGUAUGUCUCUCCCCGAAUUAAUACCCGAUUGGCCCGAUUUGAUGGAGGCUGUCAAAAUAAAGAAACAAGAGUCCUUCUUGAAGCCUCUCGUAGAUCAAUUUGCAAAGGAAGGUAAGGAUAAGAAAGUGACAUUCGAAGCAAUUUUCACGAAACCAAAUGCCAAACCAAAGUGGUUCUUCCGAAAGGAUGAAUUAUUCCCUGGUUCCAAAUACAAGAUGACAAAUGAACAAGAUUCAUAUAAACUGAUUAUUUUUAAUCCAAAAGUCGAAGACACUGGUAAAAUUACUAUUGAAAUUGGUGGUGUUAGUAGCACAGCCUUUUUACAAGUUGAAGAACCUGAUCCAACUUAUAAUUUCACAAAACAACUUAAGAAAACCCUUACUGGUUUCACGAAACAUGAAGUUAUACUUGAAUGUGCUGUUUCAAAUAGUUUGGCUAUUGUUUCUUGGUGGAAGGAAGAAACAAAACUUGAAGACGGUGAAGAAUUCCAAAUAUCUAAAGAUUUGUCUGGUCAAUGUAAAUUGUUAAUCAAGAAAGCAAAAUUAGAAGAUGCUGGCAAGUACGCCUGUAAAAUUGAGAAACAACCAGACAAAACUGAAUGUGAUGUUAAAAUUGUUGAAUACCCAUACAAAUUCACUAAGGUACUUAAAUCACAACAAGCUAUUGAAAAAGACACGAUUACAUUACUGUGCGAACUGGAUGACGCCGCAGGUGAUGUAAAAUGGUACAAGGAUGAUCAACAGCUUAAGGCAGAUAAACGUAUCACAAUUGUAAAGGAGGGUCGCAAACGAAAGGUGGUCAUCAAGGAUGCGAAAGUAACUGAUGCUGGCCACUUUAAGUGUGUCAGUAACGCCGACGAGACUGCCUGCGAAUUGAUUGUCAAUUACUCUAAUCGCUUCAACAAGAAGUUGAAGGACACAGAAGCAAUUGAAAGAGACAAAGUCGUUCUCGAGGUGGAAUUGCAGGAUCAAACAGCUGAAGCUGUUUGGUCUUUCAACGGAGUGCCAAUAGUGCCUAAUGACAGGAUCGAAAUAAAGAACCUGGGUGGUGGUAAACAUCAACUUAUCUUUAAUAAGAUAGAAAUGGAGGAUGACGGUGAAAUCCUCUGUGAAUCCGGCAAACUUAGUUCAUCUUGUAAACUUAGCGUCAAACAAGGCGAGUCCAAACCUCAGAUUGAAUGUUCCGAUGAGUUUAACGGACCAGCCGGACACCAAUUCGUUAUCGAAGUGCCUUAUAAAAUUACUGGCACUCGUCAAACGCCAAUCGAGGCGAAAUUACUCAAAGACGGAAAAAUAUUGCCUAAUAAAGAAGUUGAAGCGGUCGUUGAACAAGAAAAAGUUCUGUUUAAAAUCAAGAGACCGACAAGAGAAGGUUCUGGAAAAUACCAGAUUAAACUUUCCAACGCCCAGGGAGAAGAUUCCAAAGAUGUUAACAUCGUUAUGCAGACUGCACCUACACCACCUCAGAAUGUUGAAGUCACAGAGGUCUUCCAAACAUCAUGUGUUGUUACAUGGAAGACACCUCAAGAUGAUGGCGGCUCUCCAAUCAUUAAAUACGUCAUCGAGAGACAGGAUCUAUCUCUCAAAGCUGCUUGGGAUAGCGUUGCUGAAGUGGCUUAUGGUGAACCCACUACGUAUAAAGUUGAAGAUCUUAUUCCUAAGAAAACUUACAAGUUCAGAAUCCGAGCUAUUAAUAAGAUUGGUUCCAGUGAACCUGGUCUUUUCGCCAAACCCGUUUUGGCCAAAGAUCCAUGGGACGAACCAUCAAAACCAAAGGGUGUGGAACUCACCGAUUGGGACAAAGAUCAUGCAGAUAUCAAAUGGCAAAAGCCAGACAACGAUGGUGGUGCGCCAAUCACCGGAUAUAUUAUUGAGUACAAGGAGAAAUUUGGCAAAGACUGGGUAAAAGGUGUAGAAGUACCCGGUGACGCCUUAUCUGCUACUCAAGAUGGACUUAAAGAAGGCUGUACAUAUGAGUUCAGGGUUCGCGCUGUGAAUAAGGCCGGUCCUGGUGAACCUAGUGACAGCACAAAACCUGUCGUUGCUAAAUGCAGAUUCGUUAAGCCUUACAUUAUCGGUGAGGGUCUUCAGAGUAUGAUCAUCAAAAAGGGCCAGGUUAUUAGCUUCGACAUUAAGUAUGGAGGUGAACCUGAGCCCGAAGUUAAGUGGCUUCAAGGAGAAGAGGAAAUUAAUGACGAUGGUGACCGAAUUACUAUCGACAAAUAUGAGAGAAACACUGUCCUAACGGUGCGAAGAACUACCAGAAUCGACAGUGGAAAAUACAAGCUGGUACUCACCAACUCAUCGGGAACUUGCGAGAGCAUUGCCGAUGUUGUUGUUCUUGACAAACCAAACCGUCCAAACGGUCCCAUUGAAGUCACAGAUAUCCGUGCUGAGAAGGCGACUGUCAAAUGGCAGAAGCCUGAUGACUGGCAAGGAUCUGAUAUCACUGGAUACACUCUUGAAAAAAUGGAUUUGGAUACUGGCAACUGGGUACCUUGUGGCGAAUGUGGUGCUGAGCCAACAGAGUUCACGGUUAAAGGUCUAACGCCUAACCACAAGUACAAGUUCAGGGUACGCGCUGUAAAUAAGGAGGGCGAGUCUGAGCCUUUGGAAACAGAUGGAUUUAUCGUUGCUAAGAAUCCUUAUGACCCACCAAAGGCACCAGGCAAGCCUAACAUCAUUGACUAUGACAACAUGUCAGUUACACUGCAAUGGGAGCCACCAACAGAUAACGGUGGUCGCCCAAUCCUUGGUUAUGUUAUUGAAAUGAAGGAUAAAUUUACCGCAACCUGGGUUGAGGUGAAGAAGACUGAAGACAUAAAGACCGAGGCUAAAGUAGAAGGUUUGAAAGAGAAAAUGAUCUAUCAGUUCCGUGUGAAGGCUUAUAACAAGGCUGGGGUUGGUGAUGCUUCAGAACCAACUGAAAACCAUCUUUGCAAGCACAGGAACUUGAAACCACGCAUCGAACGCAGCACUUUCAAGUCGGUGAUUAUCAAGGCUGGACGUACACACAAGUGGUCUGUGGAUGUCAUCGGUGAACCACCACCGGAGACCACAUGGUCAUGGCGCGAAAAUGUAAAACUGGUGAACACAGAGCGUAUCAAAAUUGAGAAUGUGGAAUACCACACAGAUUUCACAAUUGUCAAUGCGGUGCGUCGCGACACCGGCAAAUACACGCUCAGAGCUGAAAACUGCAAUGGCUUUGAUGAGGAAACAGUUGAACUAACUGUGUUGAGCAAGCCAAGCUCACCUAAAGGACCAUUGGUGGUGACAGAUAUCCACGCCGAAGGUUGCAAAGUUAAAUGGGAGAAACCCGAAGAUGACGGCGGUUCACCAGUUAAGGAAUACGAACUUGAAAAGAUGGACCUCGCCACUGGCAAAUGGGUCCGUGUGGGCAGAGUUGCUGGCGACAAGAAACCAUUGGAAAUGGAGGUGACAGGCUUAGAACCCGGUCACCAGUACAAGUUUAGGGUGACAGCUGUCAACGAUGAGGGUGACUCUGAACCUUUGGAGACAGAGAAGGCUAUAUUAGCUAAGAAUCCAUUUGAUGUCGCUGAUAAGCCAGGAAACGUCGAAGUGGCAGAUCAUGAUAAUCAAAGCGCGGAGAUCAAAUGGGACCCGCCUAAGUCAGACGGUGGAGCGCCCAUUCAGAAAUACAUCAUUCAGAAGAGACCUAAAGGCGGUGAUUGGGAAAAUGCUGCGGAGGUGCCUGGAACAGCGACCUCCGGCAAAGUUGAGGGUCUACCUGAAGGUAGCGAAUACGAGUUCCGCGUGAUCGCCGUCAACAAGGCUGGUCCAUCUGAGGCCUCAGAGCCUACAAAGAUGACUACAAUCAGACACAAGGCUCUGAAACCACGUAUCGACCGUACAAAUCUGAAGGCGGUCGCCGUAAGGGCGGGCAAGUCGAUAUUCUUCGACGUCAACGUUCGCGGUGAACCGGCGCCUAAAGUGCAAUGGUUCCAGAAAUGGAAGAAAGAUGAGAAAGAGGUUACCGAAAACGUUAUAAACGUGGACUACAACACAAAGUUGGAUAUCAAAGAAGCGGUAAGGGCUAUGACCGGUACUUACCGCAUUUUGGCUACCAAUGAACAUGGCAAGGACGAAGCCGAAGUUGAAAUCACAGUACUUUCGGCUCCCAGUAAGCCUGGAGGCCCAUUGAAGGUCGCUGAUGUUACAAAGAAUGGUUGCAAACUGGCCUGGAAGAAACCAGAAGACGAUGGUGGUAAACCAGUAACCGGUUACGUGGUCGAGAAGCUAAACAAAGCCACCGGACGUUGGGUACCGGUUGGUAAGACGGAUGACACUGAGAUGGAAAUCAAGGGUCUUCAGGAAGGCGAGGAGUACGAGUUCAGGGUGAAGGCAGUCAAUGAUGAGGGAGAGUCUGAGCCUUUGAAGACUGACCACUCGAUCAUUGCUAAGAAUCCUUAUGAUAUCCCCGGAAAACCCUCCGUCCCCACUUUGGAGGACUGGGACGUGGACCGCGUGGACCUCAAGUGGGAGGCGCCCAAGAACAACGGCGGAGCUCCCAUCACCGGAUACAUUAUCGAAAAGAAGGAGAAAUAUGGCCACUGGCAGGAGGCGCUUGUUACUACGACGCCAGAAUGCAAAGCUCGUGUGCCAGAUCUGAAAGAAGGCAACACAUAUCAGUUCCGUGUGAGAGCAGUCAACAAGGCCGGUCCCGGUGAGCCUGGGGAACCGACGCAGCCUCACGUCGCUAAGGCUAGAUUCUUGAAACCUCACAUCAAUCGCGACAAGAUGAUCGCUGUGCGUGUAAGAGCGGGUACCACUAUCAAGUUAGACGUGGACAUUAAGGGUGAACCUCCACCGACCAAGACCUGGACCUUCGCUAACAAGGUUGUCGAAAACGGCCCAGGAAUCAAACUGGAAAACGAGGAUUACAAUACAAAACUACAAAUCUUCGAAUCCUCGUGGAAGAACUCCGGUAUCUACACAUUGAAAGCAGAGAAUGACUCUGGUGUAGAUGAAGCUACUGUAGAGGUUACCGUUCUUGACAAGCCAGGCAAACCCGAAGGUCCUCUCGAAGUAUCAGACGUCCACGCAGACCACGUCAAGUUAUCCUGGAACAAACCGAAGCACACCGGUGGUCUCCCACUCAGUGCCUAUAUUGUUGAGAAAAUGGACGUCAUGACCGGCAAGUGGAGUCCCGCUGGUACCAUCGACCCCGAUGUCACUGAGGCUACCGUUACUGGCCUCGAAGCGGGUCGUACAUACCAGUUCAGAGUAAAAGCUUUGAACGAGGAAGGCGAAUCAGAACCACUAGAAACAGACCAUGGUAUACUUGCCAAGAAUCCAUACGAUGUACCAGCGCCUCCUGGCCUGCCAGAUAUCGUGGAUUGGGACGAAAAAUCGGCAAAGCUUAAAUGGGAACCUCCCAUUAGGGAUAACGGAGCUCCUAUCACGGGAUACAUCAUUGAAGUUAUGGACAGAGAUAGAGGAGAGUUUGUUAAGGCCGCUGAAGUCCACGGCAAUGUCUGUCAAGGCACAGUGUCUAAACUAGAGGAGGGAAACCAAUAUCAGUUCCGGGUACGUGCGAUCAACAAGGCGGGUCAGUCCGAACCUUCGGAGAACACCACCUGGCACACUGCUAAGCCACGAUUCUUGAAGCCAAGAAUCGAUCGUACAAACCUGAACCCAAUAACCGUGAAAGCUGGUCUACCGGUAUCCCUCGACGUCAAGGUCUUUGGUGAACCACCAGCAACAGUCACCUGGCACUUCCAGGGACAAGAGUUAUCCAAUAGAGAAAAUCUAGAGAUUAUCAAUGUGGACUAUAAUACUAAGUUCCUCAUGACCAAGAGUAAGAGAGCGAACAGUGGAAAAUAUGUCAUCAAGGCGAAGAAUGAGGUUGGAGAGGAUGAAGCCGAAGUUGAAAUUAUAAUUGUCGGCAAACCAUCCAAACCCAAGGGACCAUUGGAAGUGGCAGAUGUCACAAAGAACAGCUGUACAUUGUCAUGGCAGAAACCAGAAGAUGACGGUGGUUCACCCAUCGAAUAUUACGAGAUUGAGAAACUUGAUCCGCUUACUGGUCAAUGGAUACCGUGUGGUACAGCCAAGGACACGAAAGCAAAUGUGACCGGCUUACAAGAAGGCAAGCCUUACAAAUUCCGUGUGAAGGCUGUCAACAAAGAAGGCGAGUCUGAGGAAUUGGAGACUGAAAAGUCCAUUAUUGCCAAAAAUCCAUUCGACGAGCCCGGAAAACCCGGUCGUCCGGAACCAAGAAACUGGGACAAGGACUUUGUGGAAUUGGAAUGGAGCGCGCCUAAAGACGACGGUGGCGCCCCCAUUACUGGAUACAUUAUACAGAAGAGAGAAAAGGGUGGAAGGACAUGGCAAGACUGCCUUCGUACGUCAGGCGAUAGGCCAACUGGUCGCGUGACUGACGUUGACGAGGGUCACGAGUACCAGUUCAGAGUUAUAGCCCUUAACAAGGCUGGCCAAUCUGAACCCUCAGAGCCCAGCAAGUCCGUCAUUGCCAAACCUAGAUUCUUGGCACCUAAAAUCGACCGCAAAUACCUCCAAAGCCGCAAGGUCAAAGUUGGACAAGUGCUCAAGUUGGAGGCUGAUGUUAAGGGUGAGCCCGAACCGACAAUCACAUGGACCCUCAAGGAUCAGACUCUUAAGAGUAAUGACAGGCUGAAGAUUGAGAAUGCCGACUAUCACACAUCCUUCACACUACAGAAGUUGAAACGUGAGGAUGGUGGUAAAUAUGUAGUGACAGCUAAGAAUGACUCCGGUACCGAUACCGUUGAAAUUGAAAUCACGGUGGUCAGUAAACCAGCUAAGCCGAAGGGACCUUUGAAGGUGUCUGACGUAGUAGCAGAUGGUUGCAAACUUAAAUGGGAACCACCCGAAGACGAUGGUGGCGAACCGGUAGAAAGCUACGUCGUUGAACGUAUGGACACAGAUUCAGGUCGCUGGGUACCAGUCUGCACUACAAAGACUCCUGAAGCUGAUGUAACUGGUCUGAACGAGGGUAAAGACUACAUGUUCAGGGUGAAGGCUGUCAACCCUGAGGGUGAGAGUGAGCCUCUUGUCACCGAAACUGCCACUACUGCUAAGAAUCCAUAUGGCGAACCUGACCCACCUGGCAAGCCAGAGUUCAAGGACUGGAGUGCGGACCACGUGGAUCUCAAGUGGGAGAAACCGCUCAGCGAUGGAGGUGCUCCCAUCACUGCGUACAUUGUUGAGAGGAAAGAUAGAGACACCGGAAAAUGGGUUAAAGCGGCUGAGGUACCUGGAAACAAGACAGAAGCUCGCGUUCCCGACUUGAUUGAAGGCAAGACAUAUCAGUUCCGUGUGAAGGCGGUCAACAAGGCCGGUCCGGGCAAACCCUCCGCUGCCUCUGAUAGCUUACUGGCUAAGGAUAGAUUUGCCCCGCCGAAGAUCGAUCGCACUAACAUGCGUGACCUUACACUAAAGGCCGGUCAGAUCAUCAGGUUGGACGUCAAGGUCACUGGUGAACCUCCACCGAGCAAGACAUGGUUCCAAAACAAAGAGCGUCUGUCCACUCGAGACGACCUCACGGUAGACGUAGAAGACUACAGGACGAAGCUCUCAGUAAUGGUCGCUACCCGCAAACACAGUGGUACAUAUGUGCUAAAGGCUGAGAAUAGUAGCGGUAAAGAUGAGGCUAGCAUACAAGUGAUCGUACUCGAUGUACCUGCCAAGCCUGAAGGACCGCUUAAGAUAUCAGACGUCCACAAGGAAGGCUGUACAUUGAAAUGGAACGCACCAUUAGACGAUGGUGGUGCUCCAAUCGACCACUAUUUGGUAGAGAAACUUGAUACCGAAACUGGAAGGUGGUUACCAGCCAUGAAAACCAAGGAACCUAAGGCGGAAAUAGAAAACUUGGUGCCAGGACACGAAUACAAGUUCAGAGUGUCCGCAGUUAAUAAUGAGGGUGUUUCUGAACCUUUGGAAGGCGAACAGUCGAUUAUCGCCAAGAAUCCAUUCGACGAACCUGGCAAGCCCGGUACACCUGAAAUCGUGGACUGGGACAAAGAUCACGUGGACCUCAAAUGGACCAAACCCAUCAAAGACGGCGGCGCUCCUAUUACUGGCUACAUCAUUGAGAAGAGGGAGGUCGGAUCGCCUAAGUGGGUGAAGGCUUGUGAGGUUGGUCCAAACGACAAUGAGAAGGCGACAGUACCGAACCUAGAUGAGGGAACGGAGUACGAGUUCCGAGUAAAGGCAGUUAAUGAGGCCGGCCCUGGAGAACCCAGCGACGCUAGCAAGUCUGUCACUUGCAAGCCUAGGAGACUGGCUCCAAAGAUCGAUCGUCGUAAUCUCCGCGCUAUACACGUUCGUGAAGGCGAACCAAUCGCUCUCGAUGUCAAAGUCUCUGGCGAGCCCGCUCCGGACGUCACGUGGACACUUAAUGGAAAGUCUGUUAGCAGUGGCAACGGACUGAAAUUGGUGAACGUGCCUUACCUAAGCAAGUACCAACACUCGAGCCCACGUCGUAAGGACUCGGGCACGUACAAGAUAACAGCUACCAACAAGUAUGGACAGGACACCGCUGAGUUAGAGAUCACAGUUACUUCCAAACCUGACAAACCAGAAGGGCCACUGGAAGUAUCAGAUAUCCACAAAGACGGUUGCACGCUUAAGUGGAAGAGACCCAAGGAUGAUGGUGGAGAGCCAAUUGAGGCUUAUGUCGUUGAGAAAUAUGACCCGGAAACUGGUGCUUGGAUGCCAGUUGGAAAGACCAUCGGCAACGUUCCAGAAAUGGAGGUCGAUGGCUUGAUCCCCGGUCACGAAUACAAGUUCCGUGUAAAGGCGGUCAACAAGGAAGGCGAAUCGGAACCACUUGAAACAUUUGGUUCUAUUGUCGCCAAAGAUCCCUUCACCGUCCCAGACGCGCCGUCGACCCCCGUACCAGACGACUGGUCGGCUACUCACUGUGACCUCAAAUGGGAAGCGCCUGUAUCGGAUGGCGGGUCACCCGUCAUUGGUUAUAUCAUUGAGAAGAAGGACAAGUACAGUCCCCUAUGGGAAAAGGCAGUGGAGACCCACACGCCUGUGCCUGCUGCUACUGUUAAUGGUUUAAUCGAAGGAAACGAAUAUCAGUUCCGCGUGAUCGCUGUGAACAAAGCCGGUCAGAGCAAGCCCUCAGAUGCCAGUAAGACAUUCAUCGCCAAGCCUAGAUUCCUGGCACCGAAGAUCGACAGAAGACACCUUCGGGAUGUUACAUUGUCUGCUGGAUCUACCUUGAAGCUGGAGGCUGCUAUCACUGGAGAACCAGCCCCAGCGGUAGAAUGGAGAUAUCAAAACAUGCCACUCCGACCGUCCAAGGCGGUCACAAUCGACAGUCCGGACUACUUCACGAAGUUGGUAGUACGUCCAGUACGAAGAGACGACACUGGAGAGUACACAGUCACUGCAGUCAAUUCCAGUGGAAAAGACACCGUGACCAUCAAUGUCUUGGUCACUGAUAAGCCCAACAAGCCUGAAGGACCAAUUCAGAUCUCAGAUGUUCAUAAGGACGGUUGCACACUGAAGUGGAAGCGACCAAAAGACGAUGGUGGAGCACCAAUCGAAUACUACCAAGUGGACAAACUGGACACUGAAACCGGUGUCUGGGUGCCUUGCGCCAGAUCUGAUGAGCCUCGUUGCGAGGUAACGGGACUGACGCCUGGAAAGGAGUACAUGUUCCGUGUGUCCGCUGUCAACUCAGAAGGGGAGUCUGAACCGCUGGUGUCUGAGGAGAAGAUCGUUGCUAAGAAUCCAUUCGACGAGCCUGGAGCGCCAGGUACCCCAUCAGUCACAGACUGGGACAAAGAUCAUGUGGACCUCAAAUGGGCUCCCCCUCAAUCAGACGGUGGGGCUCCCAUUGAAGGCUAUAUUGUAGAGAAGAAGGAUAAGUUCGGUAACUGGGAGAAAGCUCUAGAAGUACCUGCAGAUAAGACCACAUGCACUGUUCCUGACUUGAUCGAAGGACAAACUUAUGAAUUCCGCGUUCGCGCAGUAAACAAGGCAGGACCAGGAGUUCCAAGCGACAGUACACACCCAAUAGUCGCUAAACCCAGAAAUCUGGCGCCGAAGAUUGACAGGACCAACUUAAUUGACAUCAAGAUCAAGGUCGGACAGAAGUUCGGCUUCGAUGUUAAGGUCACUGGUGAACCGAUGCCAGAAACUAAAUGGUACCUCGGCAAGAGGGAAGUUAAGUCAGGCGGCGAGAUGAAAGUCCAACACUCAGAUUAUAACACUAAGAUUCAAUGCAAGGCUGCCACUCGAGCUGAUAGUGGAAGAUACACCAUAACAGCUGAGAAUUGUAAUGGCAAAGAUGUGGCUGAAGUUGAAGUCAUCGUGCUUAGCGUACCCAGUCCGCCUGGUGGACCUCUUAAGGUAUCCGACGUUCACGCCAACGGCGCCAAAUUGUCAUGGAACCCACCUGCUGAUGAUGGUGGUCAACCCAUAGAGAAAUACAUCGUGGAGCGUAUGGAUGAAGCCACGGGCAGAUGGGUGACCGCUGGAGAGACGGACGGACCUCAGACCAACUUAGCUGUAGAUGGAUUACAGCCUGGACACAAGUACAAGUUCAGGGUCCGUGCUGUUAAUAGGCAAGGUAAAUCUGAACCUCUUACAACACCACACGCUACUGAGGCUAAGAAUCCGUUCGACGUUGCCGGAAAGCCGGGAACGCCUAAGAUCAAGGACUUUGACAGGGACUUUGUUGAAUUGGAAUGGACCAGGCCAGACACAGACGGUGGAGCACCGAUCACUGGAUACGUCAUUGAAAAGAAAGACAGGUUUGCACCUGACUGGGAAGAAUGUGCACAGAUUGAAGGUGACGUCACAUCUGGUAAAGUGCCAGACUUAAUCGAAGGUAACACAUACGAAUUCCGUGUACGUGCCGUCAAUAAGGCGGGUAAAGGUAUCCCAAGUGACGGAACUGCCCCGCAUCUGGCCAGGCCAAAGAACUUGGCACCGAAGAUCGAUAGGAACUUCAUGUUCGACAUUAAAGUUAAGGUUGGACAAAACUUCGAGCUUGACGUCCCAGUCGCCGGUGAACCAACGCCAACCAAGGAAUGGCUUCAUGGAGACAACCUUGUACUUAACACUGACAGAAUCAAGGUCAUCAAUGAUGCGAACAAUACUAAAAUCAGAGUCAUCGACGCCAAACGUUCUGAUACUGGUACAUACACUCUCAAGGCCAAGAAUAUCAAUGGUACAGAUACUGCUACAGUCAAAAUAUUGGUUAUGGAUGUCCCACUUCCGCCAGAAGGUCCAUUGCGUGUGGACGAUAUUACGAAAUCCGGUUGCACGCUUAGAUGGAGGCCACCUAAAGAUGACGGUGGUAGUGAGAUCAGCCAUUAUGUUGUUGAAAAAAUGGAUCAAGAAAACCUUCGGUGGAUUCCAGCUGGUGAAGUCCAAGGCUGUAAUAUUCGGAUUGAUCACCUCAUUGAAGGUCACGAUUAUAACUUCAGGGUUCGUGCUGUCAACAAGCACGGUGAGUCGCAACCGCUCGUCGGUCAAGAGCCUAUCACCGCAAAGGACCCUUACGGCACCCCCGACAAACCUGGAACACCAGUUGUCAAAGACUGGGACAAGGACCAUAUGGACCUGGAAUGGGUACCACCAAAGAAGGAUGGUGGCUCACCAAUUACUGGAUACAUCAUCGAGAUGAAGAAGAAAUAUGGGCCUUGGGAACUUGCUGCUACCGUACCUGGUAACAAAACUACUGCAACAGUUCCUGGACUUCAAGAAGGUGAGGAGUACGAAUUUAGGGUAAUCGCUGUCAACAAGGCAGGAAAUGGUGAACCAUCUGAUGCAUCCACACCACAAGUGGCUAAAGCUAGAUUCUGUGCACCUACAUUUGACAAAAUGCUUCUCGCUGAUAAGACUGUUAAAGCAGGACAAAGAAUUCAGUAUGAGAUCCCAGUUGAGGCAUCUCCUAAACCAACAGUUGAAUGGCAAAUUAAUGGCAAGCCUGUACACCCAUCAGACAGAAUUGAUAUUCAAGUAUUGCACAAUAGGGUCAUUCUAGACAUUCCAUUCUCCGUUCGUGCUGACGGUGGCGUUUAUAAAUUGACCCUAAAGAACGAUCUUGGAGUAUGCUCAGCCAGUGCUACAGUCACUGUAUUAGAUAAACCUUCGAGACCUGAGAAACCUUUGGUUGUGUCGGAUGUCACAAAAGAUUCCUGUUCACUAUCAUGGAAAGUGCCAUUGGAUGAUGGUGGAUCACCAAUUUUGCAUUACGUCAUUGAAAAAAUGGAUCUUUCCCGUGGAACUUGGUCUGAUGCUGGUAUGAGCACUUUCCUAUCACACCAAGUAACUAGGCUUAUUCAUAUGAAAGAAUACCUGUUUAGAGUAAGUGCAGUCAACGCAAUCGGACAAUCAGAACCCUUAGAAUUAGACCGUGCAAUUAUUGCGAAGAACGAAUUUGAUGAACCUUCGGCUCCUGGUAAGCCAGAGGCGACCGAUUGGAGUAAGAACCAUGUCGACCUUAAAUGGACUCCACCUAAAUCUGAUGGUGGCGCUCCUAUCUCUGGAUAUAUUGUUCAAAAGAAGGAAAAGGGAAGUCCAUACUGGGUUAAUGCUGCCCAUGUGCCACCUGGUAAAACUAAUGCAACUAUUCCUGACUUAGUUGAAGGUCAAGAUUAUGAGUUCCGUGUUAUCGCUGUCAACCAGGCUGGACAGUCUGAACCAAGUGAACCAUCAGACAUUAUUACAGCAAAGGACAGAUUUGUUGCACCAAAGAUUAUUACACCUCUUAAAGAAAUUCGUAUCAAGGCUGGUCUUAUCUUCCAUUGUGAUAUCGAUUUUAUUGGAGAACCAAUACCUGAAGUCAAAUGGACUUGCGAUGGUAAACCAGUCGUAACUAAUGAAAGAACGACUGUUACUUCAGUCGGUCAUCACACAAUAGUUCACACUGUUAAUUGCAAGAGAUCAGAUGCUGGUAAAUACCACUUGUCGCUAAAGAACGAUUCUGGUUCAGAUGAAGGUAGCUUUGACGUAAUUGUAUUAGAUGUACCGGGACCACCGCAACCACCGUUCGAAUAUGAAGAAAUCACUGCUCAAUCUGUAACUUUGUCGUGGAAACCACCUAAAGAUAAUGGUGGCAGUGAAAUUACUGGUUAUGUUAUCGAGAAACGAGAUCUUACUCAUGGUGGUGGAUGGGUGCCUGCCGUCACUUACGUUAAUCCUAAAAACAACCACGCAACUGUGCCACGACUUUCUGAAGGCACGAAAUAUGAAUUCAGAGUAUUUGCUGAGAAUUUACAAGGUCGUUCUGAACCUUUGGUUACAGACAAGCCAGUCAUAGCCAAGAAUCAGUACACUGCACCUGGUAAACCUGGAAAACCAGAACUCGUAUCUGCGGAUAAGGAUCACAUUAAAAUUAAAUGGUCUUCGCCUAUUUCAAAUGGUGGAUCUAAUAUUCUUGGUUACGACGUUGAAAGAAGAGACAAGGCCACAGGCAGAUGGAUCAAAGUGAACAGAGAACCUGUUCGAUUCAAUGAGUAUACUGAUGACAGAGUUCAAGAAGGUCAUCAAUAUGAAUACAGAGUAUCUGCCAUCAACGCAGCUGGAGCUGGACAGCCUUCAGAUCCAUCGAACGUUAUUAUUGCCAAACCAAUGAAAGAGAAACCGAAACUGUGGUUAGACGGUCUUAUCGGUCGCAAGAUUAAAGUCAGGGCUGGUGAACCGAUAAACAUAAACAUUCCAAUAACUGGUGCUCCAACACCAACUAUAACGUGGACCAAGGGAACGAUUCCUGUCGCGCCCUCAUAUAGGAUAUCUGCCGAAACUAAAGCUGAUGAAACCAGACUUAGCAUUGAAAAAUCUACAAGGGAAGAUGCAGGUAAAUAUACAAUUACAGCAAGUAAUGAUCAUGGAAAAGAUUCGGCCGACAUCGAAGUUAUUGUCGUUGAUAAGCCUGGAAUGCCUAAAGGCCCAUUGGUUUGCACGCCUGUUACCCAUGAAUCCAUGAGCCUAACAUGGCAGCCACCGACUGAUGACGGUGGUAGUGAGAUUACUGGUUACGUUGUUGAAGUAGCUGAGUUUGGUGUUAAUGACUGGCGAACAGUCGCAGGGUUCUGUCCAAAAUGCUCAUUCACCGUCAAGAACUUGACUGAAGGUAAGAAAUACGUAUUUAGAGUUCGCGCUGAAAACUUAUAUGGCCUUUCUGAACCCUUGGAAAGCAAGCCAAUUGUUGCUAAACUGCCGUUCGAUCCACCAGAUGCGCCAGACACACCUAAAAUCACUGGCUACAGUGCCAACAGCUGCUCACUUGAAUGGCAGCCACCAACAAAUUGCGGUGGCAAACCUAUUACUGGAUACUAUGUUGAGAAGAGAGAACGCGGAGGCGAUUGGGUUAAGGUUAACAACUAUCCUACGCCAAAUACUUGCUACACGGUCCAAGACCUACGUGAGGGCAACCGCUAUGAGUUCCGUGUCAUUGCAGUCAAUGAAGCUGGACCUGGUAAACCCAGUAAGCCUACUGAACCUAUCGUUGCGCAAACUCAACGACACAAACCAAGUCCACCAGAAGCACCCAAAGCGGACAGAAUUACAAAGGACUCCGUCACGUUGUCCUGGAGACCACCCAAGAGUGAUGGUGGCGCUAAGAUCAAGGGUUAUAUUAUUCAGCAAAAGGGCAAGGGAGACAAAGACUGGAAAGAUGUUAAUGACGUACCAAUACCAAAUCUUGUACACACUGUACCAAAACUUAAAGAAGGCGAUGUGUACCAAUUCAGAGUUAUUGCUGUUAAUGAUGUUGGACAAUCUGAACCAAGCAAACCAACAGGCGAUAUUACGAUCGCUGAACAGCCAAACAAACCUUGCAUGGACCUCGGUGGUGUUCGCGAUAUUACAGUACGCGCUGGCGAGGACUUUUCUAUUCAUGUUCCGUAUACCGGUUUCCCACAACCUACGGCAUCUUGGUUUGCGGAUGAUAAAUUGCUUGACGUUGAAGGAGAUUCCAGAAUAUUCCAGAAAAUCACACCAGAAUCUGCGUCUCUUGUUGUUAAGAAUGCAAAGAGGACAGACGGCGGACAAUAUCGUUUGCAGUUGCGUAACCCGUCUGGAUACGACACUGCUACUAUCAAUGUACGCGUGCUCGACAGACCUGGAAAACCAGAGAACUUACGUGCUGAUGAAUUUGAGGGUGAAGCACUCACAUUGUACUGGAACCCACCGAAAGAUAAUGGUGGUGGCGAGAUCACGAACUACGUCGUUGAAAAGCGUGAAGCUCGCACGCCUAAUUGGACCAAAGUUUCCGGUUACGUCACGACACCGUUCCUCCGGGUGAAGAACUUGACCGUAGGAAAGAGCUACGAAUUCAGGGUGAUGGCCGAGAAUCAAUAUGGCCAAUCUGAACCCGCACAGACCACAGAACCGAUCAGAGCGAGACAUCCAUUCGAUCCGCCUGGCGCACCCGGCGCGCCUCGCUCCGUCGAAACAACAGAAUCCUCGAUUACUGUUACUUGGACGAAGCCUCGCAAUGACGGAGGAUCGCCCAUCACGGGCUACAUUCUCGAAAAGAGGCUGAUCACCGAGGACAAAUGGACGAAGGCGUCCCAUGCACACAUUCCAGACACAACUUACAAGGUGUCAGGCCUUAUUGAAAAUCAUGAGUAUGAGUUCCGUGUGUCAGCCGUUAACGCGGCGGGUCAGGGCCCGUGGUCACAGAGCUCGGACACCAUCCGCGCAUGCGCACCGCCCAACGCGCCUCGCAUCACUAGUGACCUCAGCCUGCGGGACAUCACCGUCAUCGCUGGCGAGGAAAUCAAGAUCACCGUGCCCUUCACUGGAAACCCGAGACCAAAGGUAUCGUGGAUAGUAAACAACGACGAAGUGUUCCCUGAUCACCGCAUCAGGUUCGUUACUUCUGACGUGGACACGGUCUUCCACAACUCGAGCGCCAAGCGUUCCGACACGGGCUCGUAUACUGUACAGCUGAUAAACAGCGAAGGAUCUGACAGCGGCACAUGCAGGGUACUGGUAGUGGACAGACCAUCCCCGCCAGUUGGCCCACUCGACGUAUCUGAUAUCACACCAGAUACUUGCACGUUGUCAUGGAAACCACCUCUAGAUGACGGCGGAUCACCCAUAACCAACUACAUCGUUGAAAAGAUGGACAAUGUCGGGGUAUGGUCAAAGAUCUCAUCGUUCGUCCGUAACUGCCAUUACAAUGUAAUGGGUCUGGAACCGAACCGCAAGUACAUGUUCCGCGUGCGCGCUGAGAACCAGUACGGUGUUUCGGAACCACUGACUAUGGACGACUAUAUCACUGCCAAGUUCCCAUUCACGGUACCAGACCCACCGGGCGUGCCACGUGUAAUAGACUGGGAUGGUUCCACCGCAAAUGUGGUCUGGGAUAGGCCGAGAUCAGACGGUGGUGCUCGCAUCCAAGGAUACAAGAUGGAGUUCCGUGAUGUACAGGAUAAAGUGUGGACCAGUGCUGAUUACCUGGUUAAGGACUGCAAUUACCAGGCGUACAAUUUGGAACCUGGCCACGAGUAUGAAUUCCGCGUUCGUGCUAAAAACGCUGCUGGGUUCAGCAAGUAUUCGGCCAGUUCACAGCCUUUCAAGGUCAGAGGAAAAGCUGGUCCUCCAUCAGCUCCGAGAUCACCAAGAGUGCUUCGGGUCGGCAGGAACUACGUUGAUGUAUCCUGGGAUCCACCAGCAUCUGAUGGAGGUUCUCGUGUAACAGGCUAUAUAAUAGAGCGUCGUGAACUCAGCAGCUCAGUAUGGGUCAAGUGUAACGACUACACAGUACUUGAUACAACAUUUACUGCUCUCAACCUUAGUGAAAAGGCUGACUUCGAGUUCAGAAUCAUCGCUGUUAACUCUGCUGGUAAAUCCGAACCCUCGACCUGCACAACGCCGGUCCGUACCGGCGAGGAGGUGGGCGGCGCGAAGCCCGAGUGGCUGAAGCAAAUGGCCCCAACUAUGAGCGCGCCGUUGGGACGUCCUCAUGUGCUCGAGUGUGUCGCGUCCGGCAGUCCCGUGCCGACCGGGCGCUGGCUCAAGAACGGCAGGGAGCUUGUUCUCGGUACCAGAUUUAUUGCGGAGUCUCGUGAGGGUACACUGAAAUUGAACAUUCUGGAAACAACCGAAGCUGACGAGGGUGACUACACAUGUGAAGCUAGCAAUAGUCUUGGACACAUUUACUGCACUGCGCAUCUUAAGAUCGGAAGUCCUCCACGCAUCACCCGUAUGCCAGGUGAUCUUCACUUACCAGAACACGAUAACACCAAGAUCAAGAUCCUAUACACUGGAGACCAGCCCGCAGAUGUCACACUCAGCAAGGAUGGCCACAAGGUCACCGAAUCUCCGCAUCUGAAGUACACAGUCUUCGAUGAUUACAUUCUCAUCUUUAUCAAGGAUAUCACUAAGGAUGAUAUGGGAACAUACAAAGUCACAAUCAAGAACAACUCCGGCGAAACAUCAGACACGUUCUCGGUAACCGUAACUGGUCUACCUGGACCUCCGCAAGGACCAUUAGAAGCUACAGACAUAACCAAAUACACAUGCACUUUAGCCUGGAAACCACCAACAUACGACGGUGGUUUACCAGUCACCCACUAUGUGGUUGAGAGGAUAGACAUUUCUGGUACAUCUUGGAUAACCAUAGCAUCCUCGGUUAGAGAUACAAGGUUCACAGUGCAUGGUCUGACUGAAGGUCAAGAGUACAACUUCAGGAUACACGCUGCUAAUGAUAACGGAAUUGGACCAGGAUUGGAGGGUGUUAACCCGAUUAAGGCCAAAGCGCCCUUCGACCCACCAUCUGCUCCAGGCGUGCCCAGUAUCAUCGCGGUGGGCGGACAUUUCGUACACCUCGAAUGGGACAAACCCGAAAAUGAUGGCGGAGCACGUGUACAGGGCUACUGGGUAGACAAACGCGAAGUUGGCUCUAUGAGCUGGCAACGAGUAAACCCAACCCUGUGUGUACCGAACCAACUCAACUGCGCUAACCUGAUCGAGGGUCGCCAGUACGAAUUCCGUGUGAUUGCUCAGAAUGAGGCUGGUCUCUCACCACCUAGCACUAACAGCCAGCAAGUCAAGGUCGUUGACCCGAAGGCUGCCACACCACCGGAAAUCGUGAAACCACUGAAGAAUGCCAACUGCAUCCAGUACCACAAUGCUAAGUUCCAGUGUACCAUCACUGGCUCGCCCAAACCCACGAUUACGUGGUACAAAGGUGCUCGUGAGAUAACCAACGGCCCUCGUCAUCGUAUCUGGAGCGAAGGUGACAAUCAUUUCUUAACCGUGAUGGACGUAUUCGGAGAGGACGCGGACGAGUACGUGUGCCGCGCUGUUAACAAGGCGGGAGUCAAGAGCACUAGAGCUGAGCUGCUUAUCAUGACUGCACCAAAACUGAACGUACCGCCGCGAUUCCGCGAUACCGCCUACUUCGACAAGGGCGAGAACGUGGUAAUCAAAAUUCCAUUCACCGGUCACCCGGUGCCUAAGAUCACGUGGGUGAGGGAGGGGGAGACGAUUGAGUCAGGGCACCACUACCACGUGGAGAGAAAGGAACGACACGCCAUCCUCACGAUCCGUGACGCCAGCAAGAUAGACUCAGGACCGUACAGAAUUACCGCUGAAAACGAACUAGGACAGGAUUCCGCCAUUAUCAACAUUGAAAUUAGCGAUCGCCCAGACCCACCGCGCUUCCCAGCUGUGGACAACAUCGGCGUGGAUUCAUUGGCAUUGUCAUGGAAGGCACCAGUGUGGGACGGCGGUUCAGACAUCACCAACUACCUGGUCGAAAAGAGGGAACACCCAAUGUCCAGCUGGAUAAGAGUUGGAAACACCAGAUUCACAACAAUGGCGAUCACAGGAUUGGCGUCAGGCAAGCAAUACGAGUUCCGAGUAUACGCUGAAAACAUUUACGGACGGUCGGAGCCUAGCGAACCCACGUCUCUGAUACAGACCAAGUCUAUCAUCAAGAAAGAGUUCAAGAAGAAAGAAUAUCCGGUUGAUGAGACAGGCAAACGUAUCCGAACGAACGCAGAUCACGGACCGGUCAAGGACUACGAUAGCUAUGUCUUCGACAUCUACAGUAAAUAUGUACCGCAACCCGUCGAUAUACGCACUUGCUCUGUGUACGACAAAUAUGACAUACUCGAAGAGAUUGGCACAGGCGCGUUCGGUGUAGUCCAUCGGUGUCGCGAACGCGCUACUGGCAACUACUUCGCAGCUAAGUUUAUACCAGUCGCUGGAGCUAUGGAGAAAGAGCUGAUCAAGAAGGAAAUCGAUAUUAUGAAUCAUUUGCAUCACAGGAAACUGAUCAAUUUGCACGAUGCCUUCGAAGAUGAUGACGAAAUGGUUCUGAUAUUCGAAUUCCUAUCUGGCGGAGAACUAUUCGAGCGUAUCACGGAACCUGGCUACAAUAUGAGUGAGGCCGAAGCAGCGCACUACAUGAGACAAGUCUGCGAAGGAGUGCGACACAUGCACGAGCAAAACAUCAUCCACUUGGAUCUCAAGCCUGAAAACGUUAUGUGUACCACCAGGACUGGUACUGAUGUUAAGAUUAUCGACUUCGGUCUAGCCACAAAGUUGGAUCCGAAUGAAGUGGUCAAGAUAUCAACCGGUACAGCGGAAUUUGCAGCACCAGAGAUUGUAGAGCGCGAGCCAGUCGGUUUCUACACCGAUAUGUGGGCCGUUGGAGUGCUCGCUUAUGUGUUAUUAUCCGGACUGUCACCGUUCGCCGGUAACAACGACAUUGAAACCUUGAAGAAUGUGAAGGCUUGCGACUGGGAGUUCGACGAGGAGGCCUUCCAACACGUAUCUGAUGAUGCUAAGGACUUCAUCAGACGGCUUCUGGUCAAGAAUAAGGAGAAGCGUUUGACUGCCCACGAGUGCCUGGCUCAUCGCUGGCUGGCCGGAGAUGCCACAGCGGCCCGUACUGCCACCAUACAGGCGAGGAGAUACGAACAGAUGAGGAACAGGCUACGGCAGAGAUACGAGAACUGGUCAUCAUUCGUCCUGCCCAUCGGAAGGCUCAGCGAAUACAGUUCGUUGCGCAAGUUGCUUAUCGAAAAAUGGAAGAUUUACGAUGGACAAUUCGACCGGCGACAAGCGGCCCCGCGGUUCGUGAUCAAGCCGCAGUCGGCGUUCUGCUACGAGGGCCAGUCCGUGAAGCUGUACUGCCGCAUCAUCGCGUGCGCCGCGCCCACCGUCACGUGGUCGCACUGCAACCGGGAGCUGAGGCAGUCCGUCAAGUACAUGAAGCGAUACGCAGGCGACGACUACUACUUCAUAAUAAACCGUGCGAAGCUAGAGGACCGCGGCGAGUACAUCAUCAGGGCUGAAAAUCAUUACGGCUUCAGGGAAGAGGUUGUCUUCUUGAAUGUACAACCGGUGCCCAAGGUCCAGAGGCAACACGUAUCCGAAGAGCCUCGUCGUCGCGAACCACUGCCUUAUACAUUCUGGCAAGAAUGGAGCGAAACCGCCCCUUCAUUUACCUUCCAACUGCGACCUCGUGUAAUGCAAGCCAGGGAUACCUGCAAACUACUCUGCUGUCUGAGCGGCAAGCCCACACCUACGGUUAAAUGGUACAAGGACAAGCGCGAGCUGUCCAAAUAUGACUAUGCGAUGACGCAGUCUGACGGAGUCGUGACGCUGGAGAUCAUUGACUGCCGACCGGAAGACAGUGGAAAGUACUCGUGUGUCGCUACCAACGUACACGGCACUGACGAGACCUCCUGCGUCGUCAUCGUUGAAGGUGAAGUAAUAAGCGAAGAACAAGCAGCGCUGGCUCACAACCUGCUGUACUCAGGCGAGAGACGUUAUAUUGAAAAGCCGCUGAAACCGGCUCCGAUACCCAUCAUUACAAAGACUAAGGUGACAAUCGACCCACCGCCCAAAUCAUCAGGUCCUAGACCAAAGUUCUCACCACAAACGUCAGUAGACGCCAGCAAGAAGAAAUAUGGAGCUAAGCUUGACUCUGAAGCCUCAUCAAGGUCUAGGAGUGCUACUAAGGAACUAGUCUUACCGGCCUCAGACUCAUCAAUGUGUAAGCCAUCGUUCGCCAGAGCAUUACCCGACGCUCUCACCGCUAAAGACGGAGCUCCACUACUACUGUCCUGCUCUGUGAGGGGUGACCCCGACCCUAGGGUCGAGUGGUUCAAGGACGGAAAGCCCUUGCAUUCGUCGGAGGUCGUAAACCUCAAAUACAAGAACGGCGUAGCGUCUCUAGCCAUAUACGAAGUGUUCCCUGAAGAUGAAGGCGUGUACUCCUUGAAGGCUAUCAAUAGCCAGGGAGAGAUCGAGACCAAGUGUAACGUUACCGUUAAAGUCGCAGGCCAGGCGAGUGCCCCUGAACCCGACCGACCUCCUCGCAUCGUAGACCACGCCAAGUCACAGAAUGUUCACGACGGGGAGCCCGUCACGCUCUCCUGCAGAAUCGCGGGUGCCGAGCGUUUCGACGUUGUUUGGCUACAUAACAACAAGGAGAUCAAACCUUCGAAAGACUUCCAGUACUCGAGUGAAGCGAACAUUCACAAGUUGCAAAUCGCUGAGAUAUUCCCGGAGGAUGCCGGCGUGUACACAUGCGAGGCGUUCAACGAUGCCGGCGAAUCUUUCUCAUCGUGUACACUAGUAGUUAGUGUAGCUGGAGAACAAGUCGCCACUCCGAAAUAUACAGACUUCCCGCACUCAGUUACCGUGUCGAGCGGCGAACCUGCUAUCUUCUUCGCUGAGUUGGAUAAGCCACCACUCCAGCUUCAAUGGUUGAAGGACGGUAAACCAAUCGACGAAACUUCAAGCAGAUACAAGUUCCAAAUGGAAGGCACGUCGCGAUACCGUCUCGAGAUAGUAAAGUGUAACCCCGAUGACGCCGGACAGUACCAAGCUCGGGCUGUCGGCUCCAAGGGAGACUCCCUCGCCGCCUUCUAUCUUAAUGUAGUUGAUAACUAAAAUACACGCGAAAUAAACACGAAAAUUCUCAUUACAAGGACUGACGUACAUAUACAUAACGGGACCCAAGACGCCACCUUGUGGUACCCCGUUAAUUUUUUUUAUAUGCGAAUAAUGAUAACUGAAACGAUUUUUAUACGAUUCGGAGUCUUAGUGUAAAGAAGUUCAUUUUUUAUAUGAUAUGAUUAUUUAUUUAUUAAUUUAUUAAGUAUUCUGUAAGUGUUACACCCUGUCGAAAGCUUAUGAGAAGUCGCCUGGGAAAUCGAAUCCUCGUUCGUUCUCUAGUCACUGUUUAAAGUUUAAAUGUUUUAUUUAUUAUAAUCAAUUGUUCUGGUUA